Aspergillus pseudoviridinutans is the source of this 558-nucleotide messenger RNA. RefSeq lists its product as uncharacterized. Gene Ontology annotation, molecular function: RNA-DNA hybrid ribonuclease activity; nucleic acid binding. The transcript has a single exon. The record is from RefSeq and is a predicted model, not a curated record. The coding region runs from base 1 to 558 and encodes 185 amino acids. Lineage: Eukaryota; Fungi; Ascomycota; Eurotiomycetes; Eurotiales; Aspergillaceae.
AUGAAGUUAUAUACCCAGUUCUUGCCCACAGUCUGGGAAACAGGUAAUCCACGAUUUGAGAGCACGGCCAGGCGAAUCCGAGGGCAGGCUGCGGCGUGGUCUUCAGAGACGAGCGGCCGGGACGAAGGGGCCAUUUUGCGUUCCCGCUUGAGCUGCAGGGUCCGACAGGGAGGGCACUUGCGUCCGCAGACGAGCAACCGGGCCGAGCUGCGGGCUGUGAUUGUCGCUUUGCAGUUCCGCUUUUGGCCUGGCGAAGGGUGGACAAAGAUUGUUAUCGCUACGGAUUCGGAGUAUGUGCUUGAGGGAGCUACGUCGUGGAUUAAGGGCUGGGUACAGAAUGAGUGGCGGACGGUAUGGAAGACCGGUCAAGAUGAAGGAUCUGUGGAGUGUUUGUUGGGAUGGCGCGAAGAUGCGGCUACGAGUCGGGCAAAGACGAAGCUUGGGAUCUGGCUGAUCCCGUGCGAGUGGAAUGCCAAAGCAGAUGGAUGGGCUAAACUUGUUGCUGACAAGGGUGUGAGGCCGACGACCUUUGUGAAACCGACGGGUUAUCUGAUUUAG